ACUUAUACUAAGUGCAAAGAGUGAAUGGGCAAUGUGGGGCGGGACAUUCCCACCUUCCAUCUGGCUAUCCAUCUAUAUCUCAACUUCACCCCAUUACACCUGCCACACAAUAUCCAAUCUAACAUGACUCACUCCCUCAAUCCGUUCGCCUAAAGAAUAAUUAUGUCUUCCCCCCUCCGCGCAGCAAUCCUUGUCAUCUCAGACUCGGCAUUCGUCGACCCCGGAUCUGACAAGGUCGGCCCCGCCUUGACCGAGAUAUUCACAUCUGCUCAACUACAAUCCAAGGGCUGGACAUUUCCCAAAGUCGAUAUUGUACCUGAUGAUGUGGAGUUAAUUCAAGAUGUCAUUAAGAACUAUACUGAUAAUGAGAAUGACUACUAUAAUUUGGUCGUGACGAGUGGAGGAACCGGGUUUGCGGUUAAGGAUGUGACGCCAGAGGCUGUUGCACCUAUACUGCAUCGCCAUGCACCAGGUCUUGUCCACGGCAUGCUUGCAGCCUCGUUACAAGUAACUCCAUUCGCCAUGAUGUCACGCCCCGUCGCAGGCGUACGAAAUAAAUCAUUAAUUCUUACACUGCCUGGGUCCCCAAAAGGGGCAAAAGAAAACCUCGAGGCUGUCAUUAGCCUCUUACCACAUGCUUGCAUUCAAGCAGCCGGUGCUAAUUCAAGAGAGCUUCAUGCCGGCGGGCUCAAGAAGCUUGAAUCCGAAGCUGGUGUGUCAUCAACGAACAGUAAUGCGACCAAAAAAGACAGCCUUUCUCAUGAUCACCACCACCAUCAUCAUAACCACGGCGGUGGGCAUGGUGGGCACCAAAUCCCAAAAGCUCAUACUGCGCCAGAAGAUAGACCACAGUCCAAUGACCCCAAUGCCGGUCCCACAAGACGGUACCGGUCCUCGCCAUACCCAAUGCUCUCAGUGGAUGAAGCACUCAGAAUAAUCGCACAGGAGACCCCGGAACCUACUACAACCCAAGUGCCCGUCGACUCUGACCUCGUGGGGUCAGUGCUAGCUGAAGAUGUGUAUGCUGGAGAGGCGGUCCCAGCUUACCGAGCCAGCAUUGUCGACGGAUACGCCGUGAUAGUACCCUCAUCCGGAUCAGGAACAAAAGGUGUCUUUCCCGUCGCCUCUGUAUCUCACGCACAAGCAGCCUCUAUGCCCCCACCUCUCAAUCCAGGCACAAUAGCGAGGAUAACAACAGGCGCCCCAUUACCGCCAAACGCGAACGCCGUAGUCAUGGUAGAAGACACCAUCCUCGCGUCAACAACACCAGAUGGAAAGGAAGAAGCAACCGUCGAAAUCCUCACGGACAACAUCAAAUCGGGCGAAAACAUCCGAGAACCUGGGAGCGAUGUAAGCAGGGGAAGCAAAAUCCUUACCAGGGGAGAUUUGAUAUCUGCCGUUGGAGGAGAAAUCGGGCUUCUAGUAUCGACCGGCACCAGAACGGUUAAAGUGUUCAAGAAACCCACUGUGGGUGUCUUGAGUACCGGCGACGAGCUAGUAUUGCAUGACGACCCCAGGGUUCUCACUGGCGGUCAGAUUCGUGACUCCAACCGCCCAUCCCUAAUCUCAUGUCUACGCUCAUGGGGCUUUGAGACCGUCGAUCUCGGUAUUGCUCGCGACACACCCGCUGGCGAACUCGAGAAAGCCCUCCGCGGCGCCGUCCGCGGUCUGGGAUCAGACAAACCACCGGUCGACAUCAUAAUCACAACAGGGGGCGUAUCAAUGGGCGAGCUUGAUCUCCUCAAACCCACAAUCGAGCGCACGCUUGGAGGCACAAUCCAUUUUGGAAGGGUAUCCAUGAAACCCGGAAAACCCACCACAUUUGCCACAGUCCCCUACAAACCAUCCACAGCUGCAGGGGGGGAUACUGCACAACAGGAACGUGAGAAGAGGCUAGUAUUCUCUCUCCCUGGUAACCCUGCAUCGGCACUAGUAACACUAAACCUCUUCGUUCUACCCUCACUGCACAAAAUGAUGGGUCUGGCAAGUACAUCAACUGCACCCUCCCCCCUCCCUACGCCAACCUCAGUCGGCCUCCCAAUCAUAUCUGCAUCGCUCACGCACCCUAUCCCGCUCGACCCGAAACGCACAGAAUACCAUCGCGCCAUCGUAACCGCGUCACGGAAAGACGGGCGGUUGUAUGCUACGAGCACGGGGUUGGCCGGGGUCGGACAGCGGAGUUCAAGGGUGGGCAGUCUGGCCAAGGCUAACGCGUUGCUGGUUCUGCGGCCUGGAGAGGACAGGAUUGGGGAAGGGCAGCUCGUGGAGGCGUUGUUGAUGGGGGGUGUUGUUCCGGAAUAGUAGAUAUAUAAUGAUAUGUAAUU
Molecule: messenger RNA, 2324 nt
Organism: Talaromyces proteolyticus
Lineage: Eukaryota; Fungi; Ascomycota; Eurotiomycetes; Eurotiales; Trichocomaceae
Product: putative molybdenum cofactor biosynthesis protein Gephyrin
Exons: 4
Coding region: 163-2301 (712 amino acids)
Biological process (GO): molybdenum incorporation into molybdenum-molybdopterin complex; Mo-molybdopterin cofactor biosynthetic process
Cellular component (GO): cytoplasm; cytosol
Molecular function (GO): molybdopterin molybdotransferase activity
Source: RefSeq, a predicted model, not a curated record